Chinchilla lanigera (long-tailed chinchilla) is the source of this 1135-nucleotide messenger RNA. Its product is annotated as membrane-spanning 4-domains subfamily A member 4A-like. Bases 252 to 911 code for a protein of 219 amino acids. Gene Ontology annotation, cellular component: membrane; Golgi apparatus. The record is from RefSeq and is a predicted model, not a curated record. NCBI's taxonomy places the organism in Eukaryota, Metazoa, Chordata, Mammalia, Rodentia, Chinchillidae. The transcript has 7 exons.
AGGAAGGAAAAAAAGUGAACACUAACAACACCAAAGAGAAAUCACUUAAGUUUUGUUUCUCAGAAAAUGCAAACCACACAAUUUCAUAUUUAGAAAAAUUGCUAGAGGAAAAUGCAGAUCUGAGUGACGUGUGAGGUGUGUGUGUGGGUGACAGUGUGUAGUCACAGAAUCUGAGGCUCUCCCCACAGGGUGACCCUCAGCAGACAGAGCAGAGCACUGCGGCUGGAAUACGUAGCACUGUUUUUGCUGCCAUGGCGAAUGAGCAAAGAGUGCAGCUGAGCACUCAGGGAGCUGGACCUGCCUUGCUGCAACUGGAGAAACUCGAAACUCUGAACACACACUCGAAACUCUGGACGGGGAAGAGGGUGAUGUUCCUGAAGGUGCAGCCCAAGGUCCUAGGGGUCGUGCAGAUCAUGGUUGGCCUGGUAAACCUCAGUGUGGGAGUAGUCAUGAGUCAAGCCAGUCUGCAUCCUGUUACAGAGAACUCCUUGCUGUCUUAUCGUUCUGUGGGGCCCAUGUCAGUGGAUGCGUGGUACACAAUUUGGGGAUCCAUCAUGUUUAUUUGUUCAGGAUCUUUCACACUUGCAGCAGGAAUAAAGGUCGUAAGACGUUUGGUCCAAGUCUCUGUAGGCUUGAACAUCACCAGCGCUGUGUUUGCGAUUGUGGGCAUAACUAUCAGUAGCUUCAGCCUCUUCCUUUCUUCAUGCCCGUAUUCAGAAUGUUCCCUGAUGCGCACCGUUUUUCUGGGUCUGGAUGGAAUUGUGCUCACUUUAAGUGUGCUGGAAUUGUUCAUUGCUGUAGUCCUCUCUCACUUUGGAUGCCGAAUAACCUGCUGUGAAGUUAUGUUAGUUGUAUCAUCAGAUCCUCACACAACGCAAACAGCACCUUUCGCACAACGGGAGGAGGUGUGAUGGCACCAAGAACUCCUGAAAAAGUGAUGGGAAAAAUCUACCCUGAGUUCAGUGUGGGAACCCCACCUGGGAAACGAACAGGAUCUGACUGUGAUUUAUUUUAGUUGUUUGUGUAUAAAUUCAGAGUCAUAUUCUCAGUAUAACCAGGAAGGUUGCAAAUCUUUCAACUCACUAACAGAAUGACAGAUAUUAAAUAAAUAAAUCAUGGAUUUAAUUGGUCAAUA